AUCCAAUGAUAUGAUGUAUUUGGGAGCUCUGCCGUCGCCAAAAUAAUCGCCAACGAAACCGACCGUCGUUUACGCAACCCUCCGUCGCCCGGAACAAUACAUACACAGAACGAAACAUGCCUCCUGUAGCAUCUAUUCCUGGAGCCGGUGGCCAGCAUGGCCCAUCCAACUUUGACAAGUUCAAGAUGGGAGCUAUGAUGGGUGGAACCGUUGGUGUUAUUAUUGGUUUCAUUUUCGGAACCGUCAACAUUUUCAGAUACGGAGCUGGCUCCCAGGGCAUUAUGAGAACUCUGGGACAAUAUAUGGCAGGAUCUGGCGCCACCUUUGGCUUCUUCAUGUCGAUUGGUAGCGUUAUUCGAUCCGAUGCCGACCCGAAGCUUCAAGAACUAUACAUGAGAGCGCAGCGUCGCCCUAUUGUGCUUAUGGCCCACCCUGCUUGGAGACGGUCAUGAUUCUGAUACGGACGAGUCGACUCUGGUCGCUGAUUCCUUGUCAGUCGACUGAGCGAUAGUACGAUGUAAUAAGUGAUCCCGUGUACAAUAUCCAACAAUUCAAAAUCAAUCUCAUCUGCAUUCUCUACGUUUUAUCUGGUGCAUAAACUUUGUGAGCCACCAUGGCAACUUGUUGUGUGAAAACAUUGCCGAGUGUCAUCGCUAUAUGGCGCGUUGGGGCCCAGGCACAAUUGGAUCCCUCAGGAUCUUGGUUGUUUCUGAGCUUGGGAGAAUUGUCAGCCAACUCUAUGGAGAGUAUGAAGCUUAUAACAAAAAGUUCUGAUCGAGUCAAUGUUAGCGAGUCCACACGGCUGUUUGGUUGGGCUACUCGCAGGGUACUGUGUAAUAUUUAGCCGCUCUAUAGAUAAGUUGCCCUUUCCCCUUAACUUUAGUCCUUAUAUUUUAUGAAUAUUUAUGUAAAAUCAGUGUUAUUUGAGGCGCUUUGAAUACUUGUGCUUCACUAGCACUGUGAUAACAUUGGGACGCGCCCACCAUUCAAGUGAAUGACUUCCAUGACCCAAGAGACUACUCUCCUC
Messenger RNA from [Torrubiella] hemipterigena, 1027 nucleotides. The record is from the annotation of a GenBank genome assembly. Lineage: Eukaryota; Fungi; Ascomycota; Sordariomycetes; Hypocreales; Clavicipitaceae.